Messenger RNA from Priapulus caudatus, 871 nucleotides. RefSeq names its product ganglioside-induced differentiation-associated protein 1-like. Gene Ontology annotation, biological process: mitochondrial fission; mitochondrial fusion. The coding region runs from base 65 to 871 and encodes 268 amino acids. The record is from RefSeq and is a predicted model, not a curated record. Gene Ontology annotation, cellular component: mitochondrial outer membrane. NCBI's taxonomy places the organism in Eukaryota, Metazoa, Priapulida, Priapulimorpha, Priapulimorphida, Priapulidae. The transcript is spliced from 6 exons.
UAUUAGAGACGUCGUAAUCGCCGGAGGCGGCAAUUAAGUUACCAGUGGCUGUGCUGCAGUAAGGAUGAGUGACCAGAGUGCCUGUCUACAGCUCAAGCUGUAUAUGCAUCCGAUGUCAUUCUACUCUCAGCAGGUCCUGUUUGCGCUAGAAGAGAAGAAACUGUCGUGUGAGAAUGUAGUCGUGGACCUACUGGGUCUUGAGCAGUACGAGCCAUGGUACAUGAAGAUUAACCUGAUGAGUGAGGUACCUGCCCUGCAGCAUGGAGACACGAUCAUCACUGACUCUCCAUGCAUCAUUGACUACCUGGAGAAACAUUUCUCAGGAGGAGAUACGCCAGACUUGUUCCCUGUUGAGGGAUCCGAAGCUGCCGCACUGGCAAAGCAUUUCCGUGAGGAACUGUCCGCCGUGCCUGUAGAAAGAAUCACAUUCGGUUUGUUCUUUAAUCGACACCUAGGUCAGAACCCUCGAGCAACGGAAUCCAUAAUGGAGGACGGCAAAGUCAUGUAUUUGGCCCGGCUGCCACACAUGGAAUCGUUUAUGAAGAAACAUCCCGAGCUUAAGGAGCAUUGUCUGAACUGCUCGUCGAAGUUCGCUAAUGAGAGACGGUUUCCAAGACAUUUGGAAAAUCUAGAGCCAUUAUUCGACGAAAUAGAGAACCAACUGAUAUCGCAUUCAGAAGAACGCGCCACCUGGUGGUUGUGCUGCGAGCACGUGACCCCGGCUGACAUCAUUCUCUGCAUCUUGCUGGAGAGACUCACAUUUGUCGGACUGAUGGAGCGGUACUGGGGUUCUGGGAAGAGACCAGCUAUAGCAGCCUACCGCGCUCGCUCUCAAACACACCCGCCUUUCAUGGCGGUCCCGCGAAAUUAG